AGGCUAAAUGAUCAACAGCUCCUGUGGAGACUCCAGACAGGACACAUCCUGAGUCCGCUGAUACCUCGGCGACCGGGGAUGCGCAUUGCCGACCUUGGGACUGGAACAGGGCACGUUGACCCUCUACCCCUCAGAGCCAUUCCAGAUGCUGAGAUUUGUGGCUAUGAUAUCUCGGAUCUCUCGUACCCGCCCUCAGCCACACUCCCGAGAAAUGUCAAGCUGGGCAAGUUGGAUGCACUAUCCGAUCUACCGGAGGAGUACCGGGGUGCAUUCGACGUCGUGCAUUUGCGGCUGUGGAUCUGCGUGAUUCGAGACAACUGCCCGGAUAAGUCUGGGCUGAUCGAGUUGCUAGAGCCGGGCGGCUACAUCCAGUGGGAGGAGAUCGGACGAGAUACCAGCUUGGUGACAUCCAGUCCCAUGCAGCGCUUGGAGAACCUCUAUGGCAGACAGCUGGAGAGUGAGAGAAUCGAUCCAAGGUAUGUACUUUCUCUGCAAGACUCAAGCUAG
Molecule: messenger RNA, 507 nt
Organism: Aspergillus fijiensis CBS 313.89
Lineage: Eukaryota; Fungi; Ascomycota; Eurotiomycetes; Eurotiales; Aspergillaceae
Exons: 3
Source: RefSeq, a predicted model, not a curated record